AUGUCCACCGACCUUGGUAGAAGCUUUGCAGCUGUUGCCGUCUGCGGCUGUGGUCAUGAGGGCCGUCUGGGGUUGAGCCAAGUGGCGAACACGGAAAAUAUAACCCUGCUAGGGGAUUUCCUUCCCGUCGGCGAGGAGGAAAAGACGCCCGGGGUACAGUCCGCGCCGUGCGGGGAGGUGCUUCGUAUCCAUUGCGGAGGCUACCACACGAUCGUUAUCACCACCACCGGGGUCUACGGCUGGGGGAUGAACGACUGUGGCCAGCUCGGCCUUGGGCGAGGGGUGGGAACGGACGCCGAAGGAACCUUCUUCGGGCAUCCUACCCGAUUGAAGUUUUUUGAUGGAAUGAUAUGGAAUUCAAAGCACCAAGAGGAAUCCCACGAAGAAGCGGGAUCCAUGGUGAAAAAGGAAUCAGGGGAACAGGAAUACAUUGUUCAAAUUGCGUGUGGCGCGCUGCACUCAAUGGCCUUGACGAACCGUGCCUUGUAUGCGUGCGGAAAGAACGAGUUCGGCCAGUUAGGCCUCGGACACGACGAGGAAAACGUGAGUGAGUGGACUCGAGUCUGCUCUCACGGAUGUGGCGAUGUUUCUGCUCGCUGUAAUGGAGUCAGCCUGGAUAAUGACAUGAGUCUGAUUAUGCCCUUCGGUACGGACUCUUCCAUCAUUAGGGGUGUCAUCACGAAUGUGAGCUGCGGCACGCACCACACGCUACUCGCUUGGCGCGAUGUGCUGCUUACACGACGUCAUGACGGCGCGGGAGUGGACGAAGCACAUGACGUGAGCUCGACGCAGAGGAUAUGGCAUGAUAAUGACCAUGCAUUACGCGGUUAUUUCUAUCACCCAACUCUUAUAAUGGCUGCCGGGAAGGGUGACUACGGGGAACUGGGCUACGACGAGGAUCUACAUGCUGCCUUGCGUUCCAGAGAUAAACGGGUACAAGGUGCCUUGUGGAGAGAAGCCCUUGUACGGGAAGAACAGUUCCAAGGGUGUGAUGUACAAGGUGAAUAUUUGAAGCCGGAUGCCAAUGGAAGUGGCUAUUCUGAGCCCACACACAUGCAGAAGAAGAUGUUUAAUAAAAAUCCAUGUGCAGGUUGGAUACGGAAGCAGAAGCAACAACAGCGGCGACCGGAGUUUUACUCGGCAAAUUUCAAGGCCGUAAACUUUGAACUCUUGAAAAGGUGUGCGGUGGCUUUACCAACAGCGCUAUCCCCUCAAAACGGCAUGGCCACCCCCGACACUGUCUUCGAUGGGGGCAACCCGAGCAAUCGUUUCCGGGGUGUCAACAUGCCUUCGGAGUACUGGGAAGUCGUACAGCUGCAGGCGAUGCACCUCCAUUCUAGUGCGACGUUAAGGAAGUGUGUUACUCCUACAGAGACUGGGGAUCGCAGCGCGGAUGGCCAGCAUCCCGACACCGAGGAUAUGCAAACCUAUCACUGGGGAUGCUAUUUUUGCGGAGAAAUUGAGGGAAACGAAACUUCCGUGCCGCGACUGCUCGACGGAAAAGCGGGCACGACGAUUCAUGCAGGGUCAGAGAUACUGUUUCGGCAUCGCCUAUCGGAAUCCAUAGGCUCACCAUGUUCAGUUGAAAAGCGUGGGUCUAUGGAGGAUGCCCCUCCAGGGCACUUGAGCGCGCGUGAAGAGGUGUUCGUAUUGGGGCAGGGCACAAUCGGUCUAGGUUCCGAUGACAGCUUUCAGAAAAUCUGGGCACCGAUCCCGGGGACGAUGCACGUGGCGGCGAAAAUUGUCGGGCGUACGCACUUCUUAAUGCUCUUGCGAGAUGCCCAAUUAGCUUCAGACGCGACUAAUUCGUGUGGGGAUCUCAUACUUGGAUUUGGUGAUAAUCUGAACGGCCAAAUUGGUUGCGCGUAUGACCUCCAAAAUGGCAAAGGUGGUCCUCAAAGCUGUUACUCAGGUAAUGGUGCCAGGAAGGAUAGCGUGGAAGUGCUUUCUCCGAGGCACGUGCUGGGGGUUGGUGAUGUUCUGUUAGCAGCACCCACAACAUCAUUAUCCGAGCAACUGAAACAAGACUGUCAGCCGAGGGGUCGCGAAAACGUGAAUCAGCGUGCACACGCGGAUUAUGGGCCUUCUGUGUGGGUGGUUGACCAAAUCAUUGAUGUUGGCGCUGGAGUUCGGCAUUCCAUAGUUUUGGUAAAUGUUCAUUUAGAAAAAAAAAAGCUCACAGACACAUGA
Messenger RNA from Phytomonas sp. EM1, 2190 nucleotides. Lineage: Eukaryota; Euglenozoa; Kinetoplastea; Trypanosomatida; Trypanosomatidae. The record is from the annotation of a GenBank genome assembly.